Messenger RNA from Stegodyphus dumicola, 1606 nucleotides. RefSeq lists its product as uncharacterized. Gene Ontology annotation, biological process: adenylate cyclase-activating G protein-coupled receptor signaling pathway; activation of adenylate cyclase activity; hormone-mediated signaling pathway. The record is from RefSeq and is a predicted model, not a curated record. Lineage: Eukaryota; Metazoa; Arthropoda; Arachnida; Araneae; Eresidae. Gene Ontology annotation, molecular function: G protein-coupled peptide receptor activity; protein binding. Gene Ontology annotation, cellular component: plasma membrane.
UUUCACGCAAUGAGUUGCAAAGUGUGAAAAUGACGUACUGGGUUGGUCUUCGGAAGCUUAAGAGUUUAUCCUUAUCCCAAAAUUUCAUCACAAAACUUGACACAACGUCCUUUGGAAAUAUCAGCACACUGCACAAAUUAGACCUGCAUGCAAAUAAAAUAAGAGUAAUUGACGCAGAUGCAUUUUUUGGGCUGUCUAAUUUGGAAUCGCUAAACUUCAAAAUGAAUGAGUUGAAAAAGACAACCAAAGCGGUUUUUGAGCCCUUGGUCUCCCUGGAGUAUAUCUACUUCGACGACUUUCAUUUGUGCUCUUUGGCGCUGCAUGUACGAGUCUGUGAGCCCCGUGGAGACGGUAUUAGUAGCAUUGCCCAUUUACUGGACAGCCUAGUGCUGCGGGUCAGCGUAUGGCUGGUGGCCGUGGUGGCAGGUUUGGGCAACAUCGCUGUCCUGGUAGGUCGCUUCCUCUUCGCUGAGCCCAAUGAGGUGCAUUCAUUCUACAUCAAAAACUUGUCACUGGCAGAUUUGCUCAUGUCUGUCUACUUGUUUAUCAUCGCCGCGUACGACCUCGUUUUCCGAGGGCAAUAUAUCCACCAUGAGACUAUGUGGAGACACAGCUGGCAGUGUAACCUUUGCGGAUUUCUCUCCACAUUAAGUAGCGAGUCUUCGAUUCUGAUACUCGCUGUCAUCACAACGGACAGGUAUAUGUCUAUCAUUCAUCCACUGUCGGUGAAAAAGCGCACCCUGCAGUCAGCAUCUGCAGCUAUGGCGACAGCAUGGGGUGUCGCAGUUUUGUUUUCGGUUUUGCCACUUUUGAACAUUGAAUACUUUGGUGACGAGUUUUAUGGUAACAAUGGAGUCUGCUUACCUCUGCACAUACACGAUCCUUUCGGACAGUCUUGGGAAUAUUCGACGUUCAUCUUCUGUGGUCUCAACUUCGCCGCUUUUUUGUUCAUCAUGUUUGCCUACAUUUCCAUGUUCUUUACAAUAUCUCACUCCAAGAUUGGACUGCGAUGCACCCAGCAGCAACAAGACCGCAAUAUAGCGAAGAGAUUUGCGUUCAUUGUUGCCACCGACUUUCUGUGUUGGGUUCCUAUUGUGUUCAUAAAAGUCAUUGCUAUGGGAGGUGUUCCUAUUCAAGAAGAUUUAUACGCUUGGGUGGCUGUGUUUCUGCUACCUGUGAAUUCUGCCAUCAAUCCUAUUCUUUACACAUUGACUACAAAACUCUUUAAGCAGCAUUUGGCCAAGAUGGUGUACAAUUUUAAAGCCUCGACAGCAGGAUCUGGCGAUAGUGUAACGCCGUCUUGUGCCAGAAAUCACAGUUUGAGGAGCCACAAAGGUUCCUUUUCCCAGGCGGAUCACAACAAUAUAGCUCUGGUGAUGAACAGGGGCUGUCCAGAAUGUCGUCACCCAAAUGUUUCCAGGAACAAGAGCUCUGCGCACAUAGAAUGCAGGCGGAAUUCGAGCAAGCGCCGCACCUCGACAACCAAUGUCGUCUGAAAACAAACAUUGCCACGAACUGGCGAACAGUCACAGUUUGUAUAUAAGUCAUUGUAAAGUUUAAAUGAAUAUGUUAUUGAUGUUGUUAAUAAUAAAUUUUAUCGUCCAAA